This is a messenger RNA of Mycotypha africana, 348 nucleotides long. Its product is annotated as 40S ribosomal protein S27. Gene Ontology annotation, biological process: ribosomal small subunit assembly; translation. The record is from RefSeq and is a predicted model, not a curated record. The transcript has 4 exons. The coding region runs from base 20 to 274 and encodes 84 amino acids. NCBI's taxonomy places the organism in Eukaryota, Fungi, Mucoromycota, Mucoromycetes, Mucorales, Mycotyphaceae. Gene Ontology annotation, molecular function: RNA binding; structural constituent of ribosome. Gene Ontology annotation, cellular component: ribosome; cytosolic small ribosomal subunit.
GUAGGAUCACUUAUUGAACAUGACUUUGGCUGUUGAUCUCUUGAACCCCUCUGUUGAACACGAGAAGCGUUCUCACAAGCUCAAGCGCUUGGUGCAAUCUCCCAACUCCUACUUCAUGGAUGUUAAGUGUCCUGGUUGUUUAAACAUCAGCACUGUCUUCAGCCAUGCUCAAACCGUUGUUUUGUGCUCUUCUUGCGGUACCGUCCUUUGCCAACCCACUGGUGGUCGUGCUCGUUUGACCGAAGGUUGCUCUUUCCGUAGAAAGGCCAAUUAAGCAAUUUUUCACCUUAUGUUUUUAUUACAAUGUGAAUAAAUCGGAAGGACACUUCGCCUUAAUAGUAAACAACA